AUGUUGACCGUGGCUACUUCUACGCUUCUUAUUUACUGUGCCGUGUUAGCAACAAUAACACCAAUAAUGGCAAUAAAGGCUACUCCAGGAGCGUUAUCGAACAAUGGCAGUUCACUGAAGUUUAUUCGAAUUCAUUUUGGUCUACCAGUUUAUGGCACCAACAGCAAGUCGAACGUCCCGUACUACAACAACUUAAUCAAUGAAUUGAUUAGCAGCGAUACAACGGAUACUAGCACUACUAGCACAAGCAGACUUCCCUCCAACAGUGAUCACAACCAAGAGGGCACUGAGAACAGUGAGAUAAAAUUUAUCCGUAUUCAUUUCGGGAGAAAACUUGACGAAAGCAAUAAUAAAAGCAGUGCGCCUGACAGUCGAUACGGCGGUUACAAAGAGACGCCUGUCCUCACGUAUCGUGGACUGCCGUUUUACAACAUUAGCAACAGACCCAGCGAAAGAGAACUGACCGGUUAA
Molecule: messenger RNA, 471 nt
Organism: Gongylonema pulchrum
Lineage: Eukaryota; Metazoa; Nematoda; Chromadorea; Rhabditida; Gongylonematidae
Source: the annotation of a GenBank genome assembly